AUGGGUUCAGAAGAUUCCCCAGAACUUGGAGCUGUUGAUGAACCCAGACCACCAUCAGCAUCCCUCUCUAGUCUGUCCUUGAGAGAGUUGCAUCAACUCAUAGUAAGUGCUCCCUUAUACAUACUGUCACCAUUAUUAGUAUCCAUAUUUCUCUUCAGUUGCAGUAGAGGUGAUGGAACCAAUGACAACACCCAGGGAAAUUUCAUCCUUUUGGGGUAUUCUGAUCGUCCCCAUCUGGAGAGAAUCCACUUUGUGGUCAUCUCGAUUGCAUAUCUCCUGACACUUGUGGGCAAUACUACCAUAAUCCUGGUGUUCCGGCUGGACUUCCACCUCCACACUCCCAUGUACUUCUUUCUCACGCACCUCUACUUCCUGGACCUCAGUUUUAGCACAAGCUCCAUCCCCCAGCUUCUCUGUAACCUGAGUGGAGGUGACAAGACCAUCAGCUACACUGGCUGUGUUGUCCAGCUCUUCCUAUUCCUGGGUCUGGGUGGUGUGGAGUGUCUGCUCCUGGCAGUCAUGGCAUAUGUCUGCUUUGUUGCAGUCUGCAAGCCCCUUCAAUCCAUGGUGAUCAUGAAUCCAUGCCUCUGCAUGGCCUUGGUGUUGGUGGCUUGGGGCUGUGGGAUGGCCAUCUCCUUGGCCAUGUCCCCAGUUACCCUGCUCUUACCACACUGUGGGAACCACCAUGUGGACCACUUCCUGUGUGAGAUGCCUGCCCUGAUCAGGAUGGCCUGUGUCAAUACAGCUGCUAUUGAGGGCACUGCCUUUGUCCUGGCAGUGGGCAUUGUGCUGUCACCUCUGGUACUUAUCCUGGUCUCCUAUGGCUACAUCAUGAGGGCAGUGUUACAAAUUCAGUCGUCAGGGAGGCAAAAGGCUUUCAACACCUGUGGCUCCCAUCUCACGGUGACCUCACUUUCCUAUGGAAACAUAAUGUACAUGUGCACGCAACCUGGGAACAGCUCUUCCCAAGACCAGGGCAAGUUCCUCACCCUCUUCUACAACAUCAUCACCCCUCUCCUGAUCUUCCUGAUCUUCACCCUCAGAAACAAAGAGGGGAAUGGGGCACUGAGGAGGCUGAUGCUGUGUGACGGAGAGUUUCUUUCUGAAUGGGUUAGCAGUGUUGGAAGGACUGAGAAGAAAGAAAUAAUUUAUCAAGGACACAGGCAAAGUAGUAGACCAAGAGUGUUUUCAAUUGCUGAGUCACAACGGAUAAUUGCACUUUUAACCCAACCACCAUUCUGUGAGGAAGCCCAACUAGUCCAAAGGGAGACCCAAAUGGAGAGUUAUUAACAUCCCAAGCCUCCAGCUCCAACUGAGCUUCAAGUCAACAGCCUGCACCAACCUGCCAGCCAUGUGAGUGAGCCAUCUUGUAACUGGAACUUCUAGACUCCAGUCAAGUUGUCCCAUCUGAUAUCAGGUCACAUCUGACAAGAGCCACCUACGCUAAGCCCUGUCCAAAUUUCAAAUUUACAAACAAAAUAAAUAAUUAUUG
Molecule: messenger RNA, 1492 nt
Organism: Equus caballus (horse)
Lineage: Eukaryota; Metazoa; Chordata; Mammalia; Perissodactyla; Equidae
Source: RefSeq, a predicted model, not a curated record